Molecule: messenger RNA, 1314 nt
Organism: Cladocopium goreaui
Lineage: Eukaryota; Dinophyceae; Suessiales; Symbiodiniaceae
Source: the annotation of a GenBank genome assembly
AUGGGCUUGCACCUCGAUUGUCUCCUUGAGUCCGAAUGGUCUGUGUCUGGCCUCGAGUCUGUUGUAACGAAUGACAUGAUGCUGACCUCUCAGCGGACUGAAGUUAGCAAGAGGAACUCCCAUGUGCGUUUCCUGUCGUUCCUUGACUCAGCUGUUGCAAAGGGAGCUUUGGCAAAGGGCAGGUCCACCUCAAAGCUUCUCCAGCCGCUCCUUCGUCGUGCCUGUGUGCUGCAGCUUGCUUUUGACUUGUAUCCAGUUUGGCCUUUCUGUCCCACACGACACAAUACAGCUGAUGACCCAACUAGGGAUGUUGUGGUCCGUGAGACGAGCGAGAAGAGCAUCCGUAGUGCCGAGGGCGUUGACUUCAGAGCCCUGCACAUGGUUGGUCUGAGAAGAGCCGCAGCAAACUGGAUUCGUCUGUUGCUCCUUGUCUCGUCCUGUGGCGGAGUUCAGAGUUGUGCUGUGGGCUCAAGCUUGUCGUUUGUCUUGCCUGCCUGGCCUGAUUUUGGAGCAUGGCUUUCGCUGUGGACUUUUCACACUUGGGUGCUCACUGUCAGUUGGACUUUCCCUGUCGCUGCUGGCCUUUUCCUCGGUCUCUGCAACUCCUCCUUAGCUUUGGCAGGUCUAUGUGUUGCCCUAUGGACUUUAUCCCAUUUCCUGUCGGCACUCAAGACCAGUCAUGUCUUCUGGACUUUCCCUGUCUUUUUGAGCCUUGCACCUAGCCGCGGGUUUUUGGACUUCCGGUGGGGCGCAUGUAACAUGGAGCUGCUGUCUGCAGCUGAGCGUCGCCGAGCCGAUGAGAGGAAACAACUCACAGCUGCCUGGGACUAUGCUUUUUCCGGGGUGUCAGAGGAGCCAUUCUCACAUCACCCGGCGCUACCAGCAACGGUGCUGCUGGCGAUCAUGUCGGUUGCGCUUUUGUCGGGAUGGUUGACUGAAGCUGCAAUUUUUGGGCUUACUUGGGCGGGCAUUUUGAGGAUUGGAGAAACCCUUCAAGCGACACGUUCAGACCUGAUUCUACCAAGGGAUGCAGUUGCGGGUACAAACUACGUACUGCUCAAAAUAUGCCAGCCGAAAACCAGGGGGAAGCAUGCGAAGCAUCAGGCCGCUAGAGUUGAUCCUGCAGACAUUGUUGCUUUGCUUGAUUUGGCUUUUGCACGGGUAGCCCCGGAGAGCAAACUCUGGCCGGGAUCAGCGGCUACACUGACGCGAAGAUUUGGUGAUUUGAUGAGAGCUCUACAGCUGCCUGAUGAGAGUUCUGGCAGACAUCGGGCUUUUGAUUUGUCGUCACUGCGUCCUGGAGGAGCAUGCUGA